Molecule: messenger RNA, 1441 nt
Organism: Solanum dulcamara
Lineage: Eukaryota; Viridiplantae; Streptophyta; Magnoliopsida; Solanales; Solanaceae
Product: SUMO-conjugating enzyme SCE1-like
Exons: 5
Coding region: 54-536 (160 amino acids)
Biological process (GO): protein sumoylation
Cellular component (GO): nucleus
Molecular function (GO): SUMO conjugating enzyme activity
Source: RefSeq, a predicted model, not a curated record
UAUAGGGAAGAGUUUCCUAGAAAAAACUUUCAUUUUCCUUGCAAACCUCAAACAUGGUUCCUGGAAUUGCACGGGAUCGCCUUGCUAGAGAGCGCAAAUCAUGGAGGAUGGAUCAUCCUCAUGGUUUUGUGGCUAAGCCGGAAACUGGUCCAGAUGGAUCUGUGAAUUUGAUGGUGUGGCAUUGUUCUAUUCCUGGAAAACCCGGGACUGACUGGGAAGGUGGCUUCUAUCCAAUAACAAUGCACUUCAGUGAAUACUAUCCUUACAAACCACCCAAGUGCAAGUUUCCUCAAGGUUUCUUUCAUCCUAAUGUUCAUCCAUCAGGAACAAUAUGUCUGUCUAUCCUCAAUGAGGGCAUUGGGUGGAGUCCUGCCAUUCUAAUUAAACAAAUUUUGCUGGGUAUCCAAGAUUUGCUUGAUCAGCCAAACCAUAAUUAUCCAGCACAAAUAGAAGGUUAUCAUCCAAACAUGCUGGAGAAUGUUGAGUACAAGAGACGAGUGAGAUACCAGGCCAAGCAGUAUUCAGCUCUUGUCUGACAUUACUUUGUUAUGAAUUAUAUAAUUAUAUGACAUUGUUAGUCCUCAUUGACACGGCAGCUGUGUGGCUAAUUUGGUGCUUAUCUUCGUAAUGAUUGAACAAUUAAUAUAUCUGUGUGCAACAUGCAUGCUAUCUGUUAUUUUGACAAUGUGGUUGAUCUAUUUCGUUCUCCUUUGUACUUCGACAAAGGCUUUGUUUUUCUAUGCUAACAAUCCAGUAGUUGCUGACUGUGUGAAACCAAAGAAGCAAUCUACUAUUAAGCAUCCAGCUUUCUUGCUCAUUUUCUUGGGGUUCGUCUCCUUUCCUUACCACCCAAAGAAAUGAUGAAUUCUAGGCCUCAAGAGCCAAGACAAUUUCAUAGAGCCGAGCAUCAAAAAACCUCCCCAUUCUUCCAAAACAAAUGUAAACAACAGAGUUUGGUUCUUGAGAGUCAAGCCAACUUAGGCAGUUGUGUCGCUCUUGAACUGUAGUGUUUUUUGAAUUGCUCGACUCUUCUCUCUUUGAAAAGUGAAACAAAGGACCAAUCAAUUAUGUUUUUUACCGUUGAUUUCCUUGUAAAGCUCCACAUAAGUAGACUGGAAUUCAUAGAUACUGUCAUGAAUCACGGCAUAGCACCGAGGUUCUGUUUCUGUAAUUCUCUUCAUCAUCUCCUAGUAUGGCUCUUCAGGGUUGGUUUUAAUAUUUUCUGGCAAUUGAGAUCUUUUCAUUUUAAUCUAAUCUGGUAAACCCUGAAUCAAGAAACUUUCUGAAUCCGAACUUACCUUCUCAUCAGGCAUAUACACGUUCAAACAAUGUCCAACACAGUGGAACAUAAGAUUACGUGGAUAAAACGGAAGUCUAGGUAUCUUCAGUUGCUCGGCUACGCCCAUAGUCCAUGUAAGACUUACAUCUGAAACUAUGCAAU